Messenger RNA from Arachis stenosperma, 2499 nucleotides. RefSeq names its product translation factor GUF1 homolog, mitochondrial. The coding region runs from base 62 to 2080 and encodes 672 amino acids. Gene Ontology annotation, molecular function: GTP binding; mitochondrial ribosome binding; GTPase activity. The transcript has 12 exons. The record is from RefSeq and is a predicted model, not a curated record. NCBI's taxonomy places the organism in Eukaryota, Viridiplantae, Streptophyta, Magnoliopsida, Fabales, Fabaceae. Gene Ontology annotation, cellular component: mitochondrion. Gene Ontology annotation, biological process: positive regulation of translation.
UGCUGCUAUGGUCUUUCUCUUUCACCUCUCUUGCUUCUGAUUCAGUGACUGAAACCCCGAAAUGGGUUACCUGAGCAAAACUUCAAGGACCCUAAGGCAAUCAAAUUACCUCUCUUUAUUACGAAAUUCAACCUUUUUCCCAUUCAACUCAUUAAGCAGCACCACCUUUCAUCACCAACAGCGUGCACUCUUGUGUUCUCAGUCGCGGCAACAAAACAUUAAGGAUAAGAGCGCCAUAGAUUUGAGCCAGUACCCUCCCGAACUCAUUCGAAAUUUCUCAAUCAUUGCGCAUGUUGAUCAUGGCAAGUCUACCCUCGCUGAUCGACUCCUUGAACUCACUGCUACCAUUAAAAAGGGACAUGGCCAGCCCCAAUAUCUUGAUAAGUUGCAGGUGGAGAGAGAAAGGGGAAUCACAGUUAAAGCACAGACAGCAACAAUGUUCUAUAAGCACAGGACAAAUGGUGAUGAUCAUAGUGAGGGAAAGGAUUCACCUAGUUUUUUGCUGAAUCUUAUUGACACUCCCGGUCAUGUGGAUUUUAGCUAUGAGGUGUCAAGGUCACUAGCAGCUUGUCAAGGCGUACUUUUGGUUGUUGAUGCCGCGCAAGGAGUCCAAGCACAAACUGUUGCUAAUUUCUACCUUGCUUUUGAGGCCAACCUGACAAUUGUACCUGUAAUAAACAAGAUUGACCAGCCAACUGCUGAUCCUGAUCGCGUUAAAGCACAAUUGAAAUCAAUGUUUGAUCUUGACCCUAGUGAUGCAUUGCUAACAUCUGCUAAAACUGGAAAGGGUCUUGAACAAGUCCUUCCAGCUGUUAUAGAGCGCAUCCCUCCUCCUCCUGGAAAGAGUGAUAGUUCUCUGCGUAUGCUUUUGCUUGAUUCAUACUAUGAUGAAUACAAGGGGGUAAUAUGCCAUGUUGCUGUUGUUGAUGGUAUACUACGCAAGGGGGAUAAGAUUUCAUCUGCUGCUACUGGUCAGUCAUAUGAAGCUUUGGAUAUUGGUAUCAUGCAUCCUGAGCUUACACCUACUGGAAUCUUGCUUACUGGUCAAGUUGGUUAUGUUGUAAGUGGCAUGCGUUCAACAAAAGAAGCCCGUGUUGGAGAUACAAUUUACCAUACUCGAAACACUGUAGAGCCUCUCCCAGGAUUUAAACCAGCAAAACAUAUGGUUUUCUCUGGUCUUUAUCCAGCAGAUGGAUCUGAUUUUGAAGCACUCAACCAUGCAAUAGAGAGGCUGACAUGUAAUGAUGCCAGUGUCUCUAUUACUAAAGAAACUAGCACAGCUCUAGGUUUGGGUUUCAGGUGUGGAUUUCUGGGUUUACUUCACAUGGAUGUUUUUCAUCAACGGCUUGAACAGGAGUAUGGAGCUCAUGUUAUCUCAACUGUUCCUACUGUGCCUUAUAUAUUUGAAUAUUCUGAUGGAAGCAAAUUAGAAGUUCAGAAUCCUGCUACGUUACCCUCUAAUCCCAAGCAACGAGUGACAGCAUGUUGGGAACCUACAGUAUUAGCUACUAUAAUCAUUCCUAGUGAGUAUGUGGGACCAGUUAUCACCCUUUGCUCGGAGCGGAGGGGUCAGCAGUUGGAGUACUCAUUCAUUGACAGUCAACGGGCAUUCAUGAAGUAUCGCAUGCCUUUGAGAGAAAUUGUUGUCGACUUCUAUAAUGAAUUGAAGAGCAUAACAUCAGGCUAUGCAUCAUUUGAUUAUGAGGAUGCAGAUUAUCAGCAAUCUGAUCUGGUGAAACUCGAUAUCCUCUUAAAUGGACAACCUGUUGAUGCGAUGUCAACUAUUGUUCAUAACAUGAAAGCAUAUCGCGUUGGGCGUGAACUAGUAGAGAAAUUGAAGAAAGUCAUUGACAGGCAAAUGUUUGAGAUAACGAUACAAGCUGCCAUUGCUUCAAAGAUUAUAGCAAGAGAGACGAUUUCUGCGAUGAGGAAGAAUGUUCUUGCAAAGUGUUACGGUGGCGAUGUUACUCGAAAGCGAAAGCUGUUGGAAAAGCAAAAGGAAGGAAAGAAGCGAAUGAAACGCAUUGGCUCCGUUGAUAUACCGCAGGAAGCAUUCCAUGAAUUAUUGAAGGUUUCAUAGUAGACGUGUUGGAAGAUGGUUGCUUAUUCAAUAGUGGUAGGAUUUAUAAUAUGCUGGCUUCACAAAUUCGAUGCUAAGGAUAGUGCUAGGGACAGAGAUGAUAAAGGCAAUUUACGUGGAAUGGCUCCUUUGUAGCUUCUAGCUUUUCUAAUUGGAGGUUUCUUCAAGGUUUUGUAACACUUUUAGCUAUUAUUUUGUUGCUGAUAUACAUGUUACGUGCUCAACAAGCAUCAAUUUCUUGUUAACAUUGUCUAUUACUCAAGUCCAAGGAUAAAAGGAUAGAAAUUUAUUUACAAGUUAACAAUAAAUAAUGAGUUCCAUGUAUAUUUUAAUGAUAAUCUUAUCAUUGAUUUUUUCAUUGUAAUCUUAAAUCCUAAACUCUUAAUUCUUAAUUACUACAAUAAUGCAUGUUAAAAUAG